This is a messenger RNA of Acaromyces ingoldii, 1560 nucleotides long. Its product is annotated as CAF1-domain-containing protein. Gene Ontology annotation, cellular component: CCR4-NOT core complex; CCR4-NOT complex; P-body. The record is from RefSeq and is a predicted model, not a curated record. The coding region runs from base 141 to 1073 and encodes 310 amino acids. Gene Ontology annotation, molecular function: poly(A)-specific ribonuclease activity; nucleic acid binding. The transcript has 2 exons. Lineage: Eukaryota; Fungi; Basidiomycota; Exobasidiomycetes; Exobasidiales; Cryptobasidiaceae.
UCGCUCACUUUGAUUGACUUCGCUCGCUCUCUGCCGUCCUUUCAUUCUCUUGCGCGCGCGCUUCGCCUCCUCCUCCUCCCUGCUCAUCCGCUCCUCCUCCCCACCCCAUCCCUCUCACCCACCCGUCCUGACAGAGCAUCAUGGCGGGUAGGAUACGGGAAGUCUGGGCGGAGAAUCUCGAAGUCGAGAUGGGCUACCUCCGCGAAGCCAUUGAAAAGUAUCCCUAUGUGGCCAUGGAUACCGAAUUCCCAGGGAUCGUCGCUAGGCCCAUCGGUUCGUUCAAGGGCUCGUCCGACUACCACUACCAAACGCUGCGGUGUAACGUGGACCUGCUCAAGCUCAUCCAGCUCGGCAUCACCGUCUGUGAUGAACAGGGCAACUUACCGCCAGACAUUUGCACCUGGCAGUUCAACUUUCGCUUCAGCCUCAACAACGACAUGUGUGCACCAGAGUCCCUCGAUCUCCUCAACAAGGCCGGCCUGGACUUUGAUCAGCACGACAAGAUGGGCAUCGACGUCGAGCACUUUGGCGAGCUCCUCAUCACCUCGGGCCUUGCCAUAUUUGACGACAUCAAAUGGGUUUCGUUUCACAGCGGCUACGACUUUGGCUACCUGCUCAAGGUCGUCACCGCACAGCCACUGCCGGCGCAGGAGGCCGACUUCUUUGAGAAGCUGCGUGUCUGGUUCCCCUGCAUCUACGACAUCAAGUUCCUCAUGCGGUCCUGCAAGACGCUCAAAGGCGGUCUCCAGGACGUGGCCGAUGACCUCCAGGUCGCUCGGAUUGGCCAGCAGCACCAGGCAGGGAGCGACUCGCUGCUGACGGCCUUUACCUUUUUCAAGAUGCGGAAAAAGUACUUUGACGGCCAGAUUGACGAUUCAAAGUACCUCGGCUGUCUCUAUGGCUUUUCAGCUGCUGCGAACCGGCCGGUGGGCGUCGCCACCGCCGGCGCUGCUGCCACUGGCCCCGAUUCGAGCAAUACCAAUACUGCUACCGCGACACCGACAAAGGUGCCUGCGGGCAACCCAUUCACAAAGACACUCAUCGGCGCAGCAGGCGGUGGUGGCGGCUCCUAAUGGUGCACGCCUUCGCACGCUCUCGCAGAUUCACUCAUUUCAGACGUCACGCACGUCAAGCGCACGUCAAGCGCACGUCUGGAACCACUUCGGACUCACACGGAAUGGGCGUGAGCACCGCUAUUAGGAAAGGGGCCCUGGAUGGGACUUGGGAAGCUACUCUAGAGGUGAUUACAGCCACGGCACGAUGCUACAUUACACAAUGACUUCUUGUUUCUCCCUGUGCCUCGUUUCCCCUUCCCUCCCCUCUUCUUUGAUGUAAACAAGUUGCAGUCCUCUGUUUCCAUUUUCCCAUUUCCCAUGUACUAUUACAAGCCGGCUCCUUUACAUCCCCCAUCCAUCCAUCCAUCCAUCCAUUCAUCCAUCCAUCUGACAUGUGCAGCGUCUGGUCCGUCCGUCAGAGCGUAAUGCCCCCGUCAUCUUCGUCCAUCGGCUGUUGCUCUUGCUCUUGCGCUGCCGUCUCAUCAGCCGGACCGGCGGCUUCGGG